AUGACUGAGGCGCUUUCCUUCUCCCGCGGCCAGCAGCUCGAAGCAGCGGUCGAGCACUUACCCGACUGGUACUUUGCCACGCUCGAACAACAGCCACCUCCCUCACCAUCCGCUCCAAUCAAACGAGCCACGACUACGACGACCACCACUCUCGACGACGUCGACGAUGAUGAUGCUAUCAAUGCCGUCCACGCGACGCUCAAGUCCGUCUGCGAGACGGACGACAAGCCUCAACCACUGGACGAGGACGACGUGGGCGGUCUGCCCCAAGAACCGUCGUCCAAUGCCACGAUCUGCUGCCUCGACGACGAGCUCGAGCUCAAUGAACUCACACUCGAGGACGAGUCCGACGUAACGUCCGACAAAGAACUCCAGCAGCAGCAGCAGCAGCUCCAGAUUCGAGAGGCAGAGCUCGGGCAGUCGACAGCGUCUGGUCCCCAGUCAUCCGUCGAGCCGUUAACGGACCUCGUGCUCUCGGGCUUUUCCAUGCGGGGGAGGGAGAAGCGCGUCAUGUACCACAUUGACGUAGUGGACCACGACGCCCCUUUGCAAACCUACACCAUUCGUCGGAGCUAUUCGGACUUUAAAGAGCUCUACGUCCAGUUAUGCGACAUCCUCGAGAAUCGACAAAGUUAUUACCGUCAUCGAGCCAGUUCGAGACUUGCACGGGGGGCGACUCCCGGAUCUACGGAAGGGCCGCAGCCCGUGAGGAGGAUGACGCAAGAGGACACACUCGAGCGCUCGAUACUGGCGUUCAGCUUGCCCCCUUUGCCCCACGCUGGCUUUCUCACAUACUGGAAGCGGCACGAUCGAUCCCACGUGCAAUCGCGAUGCGACCGCUUCCAAGAGCUCUUGCGUGCCGUGCAAAGCAUGGCGUUUCUGCGCGAUUCGUUUGCCAUGCGAGCGUUUUUGAGUGUCGCCCCGUGUGCGAUUCGAGAUCGGGGAUCGUCCUACGUCUCGCUUUGUGAAUAUGGCGUGCCGACGUUGAACCCGGAGGAAGAGCAGCGAGAGCGGAAGCGACGGGCACAAGAGUAUCGUCGCAAUAGCACUGCUAGUAACCAGUCGACACGUAUUGUCGAGUAUUAA
Messenger RNA from Peronospora matthiolae, 1086 nucleotides. The record is from the annotation of a GenBank genome assembly. Lineage: Eukaryota; Oomycota; Peronosporomycetes; Peronosporales; Peronosporaceae.